AUGGCCAUGCUAACAAUUGAUUUUGAUCCUUAUACGGUUGUCAUAUCGGUAUUCUUAGUUCUUAUAUUUAAACAAUUAAUAUCAACAAUUGGUAAAUCAACAAUUCAAGAAUUCAUUUGGUUAAGUUAUAUUCAAUUAGGUACAAGAUUUAAUCUUACUCCCAAUUUUACUCAAUUACAUCUUAAGAAACAAGAAUUACAUGAAAUUAAUAAACAAAAGAGAAGUAUUAGUGCACAAGAUCAAUAUGCUAAAUGGACAAAAUUAAAUAGAAAAUGUGAUUCAUUAACUAAAGAAAUUCAAGAUUUAAAUGAAAUUAUAUCUGGAAAUAAAGUAAAGAUUAAUAAAUUAACGGGAUUGGUUAUUAUGGUGGUUACUACAUUACCUUUAUGGUUCUUUAGAAUAUUUGCAAGAAAGACUCAUUUAUUUUAUCUUAGUGAAGGUGUAUUUCCUUGGUAUGUUGAAAGAUUAUUAGCAUUCCCAUUCUUCCCUUCUGGUACUAUUGGAUUAACUGUUUGGAUGUAUGCUGUUAAUUCAGUUAUAUCUUCAAUAAUCUUUAUCCUUAGUUUCCCAUUUAAACAUAAACCUUCCAAACCAAUCAAACCAACAAAAUCAGAAAAGAUUGUGGGAGUAAAAGAAUAA
Hemisphaericaspora subhashii is the source of this 639-nucleotide messenger RNA. RefSeq names its product GET complex subunit. The transcript has a single exon. Gene Ontology annotation, cellular component: GET complex. Bases 1 to 639 code for a protein of 212 amino acids. Gene Ontology annotation, biological process: tail-anchored membrane protein insertion into ER membrane. Lineage: Eukaryota; Fungi; Ascomycota; Pichiomycetes; Serinales; Debaryomycetaceae. The record is from RefSeq and is a predicted model, not a curated record.